This is a messenger RNA of Ectocarpus sp. CCAP 1310/34, 347 nucleotides long. The record is from the annotation of a GenBank genome assembly. Lineage: Eukaryota; Phaeophyceae; Ectocarpales; Ectocarpaceae.
AUGGCAUCCACCACCUGCCACAAGAUGCUGAAGACCGUCUCCUUGGACACGCCGAACAGCACGGCGACAUCGAGAUACGAAGCACCGGCCAUCAUUCGCAAGCCGAUAGCUAGUCGGAUCUUCGUGGGAACAGCACCGCGUCGAUACCGUUUUCCUGUGUCGCAUGAAGCAGAAAAUAAGCAUAGCGUGAACGUAUCAACAACAGACGAAAAUAGCAAGUGCUGGGCGGUGAAACUGUUACCCUAACCCUAGUCAGACACCGGAGGUCACCGUCCUGCUGGUGUAAACCGUCCUGCUGGUGUGAGAGUGCGGGCGGUGGUGCUGCGGGAUGAUUCGCCUUGUUCCUA